GUACCGGUAUGCGUACCGGUAUUGGGAACCGUAAAAUAACCGAAGUCGCUGACGAAUAGCAAUCAGCAAGUGAUUUUCAAGGAUUUAUCAUUUAAGGGCUGAUGUUAACCACCACAGCAUGGGAUCUGACAGGUUUCUACUACUUCAUCAUCUCUGAGACAGACAGCAACAAGGUCAAAGGUCGUUAUUGACACUGACCCCUAGCCCAGCAUGAGGUUGGAAUUAAAGGUCACUCACACUCCCAACUCAAAGUCCAAGAGACCAUGGGAGAGAUGGACAUGGUUGGGGUCAAAGACUGGCUCUUUGCUGCUCCUCGCACAGAACAGGAUCAAGGUACUCAAUCUUCAGGACAGAGGGAGCAGCGUAAAGAAGAAAGUGACAAAGCUGAGUAGUCUUCAGAACAGUGCCAUUAUAACCAGUACAACUAGAGAUGGCCAAUAUCUGUUAGGGUACCUGGAGUCCGGGGAUAUCUUCAUUUGGAACAAAGAUCAAGAUACGCUGAGAACGGUAAAGGGACAUCCCAGCAUCAGUGUAUCAUCAACAGAAGAAACAGGACAGAAAAGCGAAAGCUUCAAGUUAUAUGCAUCAAACGACUUAAACAACAUCCUCCUUGUCAAAGGGCACAAAUCCAUCUACCUGUGGGAAAUCAACCAACCAGAAUCAGUGUUAAGAUUAAGGGAGGCGGAGCUUAAAGGUACAUGGUAUCUGAUUGGUGGAGACAAAGCACCACUCCCAGGGGUUGACUCGGCUGAAGCUGUUAGUGAUGCUGUGUUUAUGGUGGAUCCAGUAUUGGGGAGAAGCUGUGUGUGGUCAGCGGUAUUCUACCAGGGGGAUGAUAUCCAAAUCUCUACAGCACUUAUCAGGUGGUUUGAACCUUGGCACCAAGAAGGCAUGCACAGGUAUCCUUCAUUCUCUGUACGCUGGCUCUCAAGCAAACAUUCCAUCCGUAGUCUGUCGCCCUCUAGCUGGCCGGUCAACCACCACGGUGCCCUGGUGGCCUCCUACAACAACUCUGGUCGUGUCCUUGCCGUGGCCCUCAACCAGCGGUCGCCCCACGAGGCCAAGCUGGCCUUCAUUUCACCCCUGACAGCUGCAGCUACUGUCGUUGAUAUGAAGUCCUGUGGUUGUAAAGCCAAGCGUCCCCAUGCUGAUCAUGUGAAAACAUACUGGCUAUCAGACAUGACCUGGACACACAAUGACUUGUUCCUGGUCUGUAUCACCAAGCGCGGUUCUGUGGCCGUCUUGCCUCGUCUCAGUGAACCCAUACUCCUGCAGUGUGAGGGUUGUUCGGUGGAGCACUCUCCAGCCUACUUCUUGCCACUACUCAAUCUCAUCACAGUCCUAAAGCCAAGUUCUCUUGGUGACCGUCCACCAUCCCCUACCAGCUCCCUUACAUCGGAAGCAGAUGAAGGACGACAACGCUUCUCCGUCUCGUGCCAUUCGUCCAGUCCCUUGAUCCUCUGCUCUGAUGGGUAUCUAGGACUAGUCUUGGAGUUUCCUGCUGACCUUACCUGCUCUAGCAUCCUUGGUGAUUACCUGAGCGAGGGCGCUACAGCACUACACCUCAUCUACUCCGCACGGGACCUUGGGCCUGUUGGCCUGGGAUCGUUACGACGUGAACCUGCAAGCCCCAACCUACAGUCAGCGCAGCAUCGGACGUUCUCAAACAUGAUCGACAUGCUUGCGACUGCCGAUAGUUUCGGGCUGGAGAGUACACAGAGCAGCGAUCUUGGACACCGUGGACAAUUUGGCAAUAUGACCUCUGGGAGGUUGUUGUUUGACGAUUCUGCCAUGAUGUCAUCGACCCAGUCCCUAGGUUUCCUACCCAUUGGGAAUCAUAGCAUAGAGUCAUUGAUUCAGUGGACCCAGAUGGCUGCUCUCAGUGCUUGGGGAGUUGGAGUCAGCCAUGCGGGACCUUGGAACGCCCGCCUUGAAUAUCUCAUGCAAUACACCAUCAAGGUUUUCAUGGCUUUAUUCUGGAUACUUCUACGCAAGGAUGAAGACAUCAAGCUCCCAGCGCAGACGCGAAAGAGCAUCAGUGGGGCUGGGGAUGGUGCAAUAGAUCAGAAACUCCAUAAGGUGCUAUCUCUUUACAAAGCCAUUCUGGUGUCUUCUCUGUGGGACUCCUUUGGAAGUCACUCUAUGUACUCGUAUCUUCGCUUGACCCGCUCUUUGGUCAAGCGACUCCUCAAGGGACAGGUGUGUGAUGAAACUAGUAUGACAAGGUGCUGUAUUGCAGUGCUUCACACUUCUGAACAAGUUCUGACUCAAGUCUACACCAGAAGACCAAUAUCAGAACCUUCUUGUAAUCUUUCUCUUCUGAGCUUCCAUCCAUCUGAUACGGUUGAACAUGCCCUAGCUGGCCAAAGAAUGCACAGUCUUGCCAUCAUGCCUUCAAGAUCGUCCACCAGAAAACGUAGACAGGUUGCUCAGUCUGAACGAUCUGGAUCAAGAACAGAGGGUCCAACCAAAAGCAGAAGCAAGAAAAGAGAAACGAGAAGUGAAACAUCCUCAAUGCCUGCUCCAGAGAAGGUCCUUGCACCUUCCCAGGGCAGGAGAGUGCCCUUACCACUAGGUGGCGCUGUCAGCAUCAGGUAAGUGAUUCCCUUUGUUCAAUCAUUUUCCCAGCUGUAUUCACAUAUUUCUGCAUGUUGAUGUACAUGUAGCAACCUGUGCAAUGUAUACCAACUGAUGUGUCCAUUAAUGGUCCAAUGUGUUCAGGUAUCACUGGUGGGCUGUUCCAACCUUGCAUCUCAAAAGUAGACAUAAAAAAAACUUAACUCGUAAAAAGUUUUUCACUUGAGAAUUCUGACAAUAUUGGCAAACACACUUUGUCCAGAAAAAUUUCUACAGAUAUAGACUGUUUUCAGGCUUUAUGAUGUUGCCAAAAUAUUAUAUGAUAUUAAAUGAUAUAAUUCUAAAAUGUAACCUUUUCUGACUUUUCCUACUUAAAAAAAAAAUGAGAUACAAGGUUUUAAGAGAAAAUCAACGUUAUGGUCUCCCUUUCUUCUAAUUCCGAAAGAUCAAGUUUGAAACCAAAUGCUGUUGACUUGAUUAUCAGUAAAAUCAUGACCUCACGUUAAACCAUUUCCUGUCUCCAAUAAUGCUUGGCGUACUGUAUUCACACGUGGUUUCCAUUAUAGAUCUAGAUCUUUUCCUUUACAAGGGUAUAUGCAUCGACCAGUGUGUUUACAAUGCAAUUUCAUUUAGGAUCUACCUGAAUAAUUAGUUCACGUUGGCGGAACCUUUCCUUAUCCUGUUUAUUUUCCCUCUUCCAUUUUCCGGUCAUUUCCUGGAGACGUUUUGUCAAGGCCAUUUUCUUAUCUCUUUCUCCUGAUUCAAUGUUAGCUUCCCUGCUAAUUACAGUGGAGAGUUAUAGUAAAUAGAGAGCAGGUUGUGAUUCGCUUUGAUUUUUGUGAUAUAUCACCUUUAUUUGAUAUGAAGAAAAAGGGUAGUACAAAGAAAAUAUGUCCAGGGGAGCGAUUUAUGAACGGACUUGUCGGAUGUUUCACCCAACAAGAAAGUCCUGUUUUAUUCGACAGUAUCAGUGCUUCUCGGCCAGUCAAAUUCAAGGAAAUUUGUCAGAUCUAACAACUUAUCGAACAGAAAUAUCGAUAAAACGCUCCCCAGGUUACUUGUAUUUUUAGGACAAAGUACAGGACUUACAUGUUAUAAAUCGUGAUUACAGAUAAACAAUAUGACAAUAAAAUACAGAUAAACGAUUUUCCCAUAUUAAAACAGAGAAAAGAUAAAAGGUAUUGGCUCGGGGGUGGUGAGACCCCGGGCUAGGCAUAUAGGAGGCUGUGGCGAAUGGUGCUGUGACCACCCCCUCACAGACAGAGCCUGACAUCGUCACCAUGUUUAUGCAUUGGCAAUCGCAG
Messenger RNA from Lytechinus pictus (painted urchin), 3881 nucleotides. Its product is annotated as ciliogenesis and planar polarity effector 1-like. Gene Ontology annotation, molecular function: protein binding. The record is from RefSeq and is a predicted model, not a curated record. The transcript has 10 exons. Lineage: Eukaryota; Metazoa; Echinodermata; Echinoidea; Temnopleuroida; Toxopneustidae. The coding region runs from base 211 to 2598 and encodes 795 amino acids.